CAGCAAGUAUUUCAAAACUUGCAUGUUUUUAACAUAAUUUAGUUUUUAUAAGUAACCUAAAUACAAUUAAUGUAAUUCCUUGUCCAUUGGAAGUAUACCAUAUGAGGCAUUCAUAAAAAAGUGGUCAUUCUAGGGUUAACGUUUAUUAAUUGUUUUCAAAAUGCUGCAAACAAAUCGAGUCCUUCAAAAAGAGCAGGCUGAACUAUUUGCUAUCCAGAAGAAACUCGACCGAGUGCUCCCCGUCAUUCAGGAGGCAUUAAACUCACUAAAGGUAGAGGAGCUGCAUCUUAAAUCUCAGUUGGUGGGCCAGCAGAACCCAAAAACGCAGUGCUCCCCUGGAAGGGAUCCCCUCCACAUAGAUGUGUCGGUGGAACAGUCCCCAAUCACAACUGUGAUGGAGUCCCAGCUCGUCAACAGCCAACAAAUAGACCUGGAUCUCGUAAGCCAAAUGAGGCGUUAUGAGGAGGAAGUCGACUCGGAUUAAAAUUGUUAUUAAGGCUGGAACUUCACCAGAAAACGUACAUGUUGGGUGCAUAAAAAUAUAGACAAUAUAGUACAAAAAGUUC
Messenger RNA from Drosophila sechellia, 566 nucleotides. RefSeq lists its product as uncharacterized. The record is from RefSeq and is a predicted model, not a curated record. The transcript is spliced from 2 exons. The coding region runs from base 161 to 484 and encodes 107 amino acids. Lineage: Eukaryota; Metazoa; Arthropoda; Insecta; Diptera; Drosophilidae. Gene Ontology annotation, cellular component: nucleus. Gene Ontology annotation, biological process: transcription initiation at RNA polymerase III promoter; transcription by RNA polymerase II.